AGAGGCAGAAAAGUUUAGAAAAUUAGCAAUUAUAUGCAAUAUUAAGAUUUCCAACUUCAAAUUACGCUUAAUUAGCAGUGAAUGUGAGUGCUAGCACAUCCUUAAGUGCAUCUAAAAGUUUUAGUUCUUCGCUUGAAUGCCUGCAGUCUCCAAUGUGCCAAUGACGUUUUGGAAAUUGUUUUGAGUUGUUAUGAUUCUGUAAAUAGGCACUUGGAAUGCAAUUACAGAACUAUAUUUAGUGCAAAGUGCAGUUUAUUAAGCUAGCACUAUCUUAAAAUACUCGCAGUUCGCCUGGGAAUAUGUUUCGUAGUCGUAGUUGGUUUGGUGGCCCUUGGGGUGGACGCCCCAAGAAUCGACUGUCGCUAGAGCACCUCAAAUACCUAUACAGCAUUCUAGAGAAGAACACAACCGUUUCGGAAAGUAAUCGUGGAUUGCUUGUGGAGUCAUUGCGCUGCAUUGCCGAGAUUCUAAUUUGGGGCGAUCAGCAUGAUUCUUUAGUCUUUGACUUCUUUUUGGAGAAAAACAUGCUCUCAUACUUUCUACACAUAAUGCGACAGAAGAGUGGAGGUUCCAGCUUUGUUUGUGUUCAGUUACUACAAACUCUAAAUAUUCUUUUUGAGAAUAUACGGAACGAAACUUCUUUGUAUUAUUUGCUUAGUAAUAAUCAUGUGAAUUCCAUAAUGGUGCACAAGUUUGACUUCUCCGACGAGGAUGUUAUGGGCUACUAUAUACUCUUUCUGAAAACGCUGAGCCUCAAGUUAAACACACACACCAUACAUUUCUUUUACAAUGAGCACACGAACGACUUUCCUUUGUAUACAGAAGCUAUUAAAUUUUUUAAUCAUCCCGAGUCCAUGGUGCGUAUUGCUGUGCGUACAAUAUCCUUGAAUGUGUAUAAGGUGCAAAAUUCAAGUAUGCUGCGCUUUAUCAGGGACAAGACUGCAGCGCCCUAUUUUAGCAAUUUGGUUUGGUUUAUCGGCAAGCACAUCUUGGAGCUGGACACCUGUGUGCGAACUGACAUCGACCACCAGUCGAAUCAGAAACUAUCCAAUUUGGUGGCCGAACAUCUUGAUCAUUUGCAUUAUCUAAGUGAUAUUCUAUUGCUGGACAUCAAAGAUCUAAACGCGGUGCUUACCGAGCAUUUGCUGCACAAACUCUUUGUGCCCUUGUACAUAUUUUCACUGACGCCAGCGCCGCCUCCGCCAUCGCUAGCUGUUGUUACACAAAAUUUGGCGGCUGUGCUGAACCGCAAUGUGGACAUAGACAUACAGGAGAUGCACAAUCCGCGUGUUAGUUCAAUUGUGGCACUCUAUUUACUAUCACUAGUGUUUCUAGUGGUGUCGCAUGCGCCGCUGGUGCAUGCCUUGGCUUGGGUUAUACUAAAUGGCGAUCAUAGCGUUUUUAAGGAAGGUGCUGCCGAGAUUCUUAACUCAUAUGUGGAGCAUCGUCUGGUUGUUGUGCCUGGCUUUGGUGAGCCCAAUGAGAGUUUAGAGCAGGCGCUCGAUACAGUUGUGGGACAUGCCAGUAGCAGUUAUACCAUUAGCGAAGACAGCGGUGUUGAGUCAACGCCAGCAGCAGCGCCCACACCCACAAUAGGCGAGGAUGCAGCCAGCCGGCUAUAUAACAUUACCGAUGAGGAGAAGCAGUUGCUGCAGCAAACAACAGCAACAUCGCCGGCUUUUAGUGAGCUAACCAAACCAUUUCUGGACACAGUCCUGCAGACACUAGACUGCACAGAAAAUGAUUAUCUGGCGCUGCUAUCCCUGUGCCUCAUCUAUGCCAUGUCGCACAAUCGUGAUGGCAUUAAAAACGAGUGGUUCGAGCAUGUACUGUCCAAGUCGAUGCGCGGCUCCUUCAGCUACAAAACGGCGCUUAUUGAGCAGUUACUCAGCAUUAUUACCCAGUCCAGCCAGACCUCUUCUCGAAUACGUCUUAUUACCGUGGAAAUUGCGCUGGAAUUGUUGCUUACCUUUACCAAAUCAGCCGUGGAUGAAGCACUCUGUAUUACGCCAGCUCAGCAGAGUUUAUUGUUUGGUGCCCGCAAUCAGUCUAUGCUAGUGCUUCGCAACUUUUACAAGUCCGAAGAUAUAUUUCUUGAUCUGUUUGAGGAUGAGUACAAUGAAAUGCGCAAGACGCAGCUGAAUGUAGAGUUUCUAUGUAUGGAUUCCAACAUUUUGCUGCCUCCCACGGGUACACCACUAACGGGCAUUAGUUUUACUCGUCGAUUGCCCUGCGGCGAGGUGGAGAAAGCACGUCGCGCCAUACGUGUAUACUUUCUGCUGCGUAGGACUUGCCAAAAGUUCUUGAAUGAAAAAGAAUCGCUACUGCCGCUAACAAAUGUUGUUAAUUUGGUGCAGGUGGAGAACGUACUCGAUCUAAAUAAUAGUGACCUGAUUGCCUGCACUGUGGUGUCCAAGGAUAAUACGAAGCAAAGACGAUUCUUGGUUAUCGAUGCGUUGCAGCUGAUACUUGUGGAGCCGGAUGCCAAGCUAUUGGGUUGGGGAGUGGCUAAGUUUGUAGGUUUCCUGCAGGAUGUCGAAGUUCAAGGAGACAAGGACGAUUCACGCUGCCUGCAUAUCACCGUGCAUCGUGGUGGCGUCACAAAUAAUCGUACGCCCUUACUCUCCGCCAAGUUUCUUUUUGAUGAUCAUAUACGUUGCAUGGCAGCAAAGCAACGCCUGACCAAAGGUCGCAGCAAAGCGCGUCAGAAGAAAAUGUAUCAGAUAGCACAACUGAUUGAAAUUCCGGGCCAAAUGGACUCGCCAAUCUAUUCAGUCUGUGGUACCGUCGCACAUAACAGCAAUACGCGUAUGGUACAAAAGGGUGCAAGCUUAACGGCAAGUCGAGUACCUGGAUUUGCAGCUGUGCUGCGUAGUAACAAUAGCGCAGGAGUUAGUCGCACGCAAAUGGCACAGAAUCGCUCCUUGGAAGGUAUACGUAAUGAGAGUGGCAGUCGUGCACGCCGCCGCAGUCCCAAUGCUGGGUCGAAUUCACCUUCAACGCUGCGGUCUGAUCGCGAUCGCUCACCCAGCAUCAGUGGCAGUCAUAGUUCUUCGCAAUCGCGCGAAAACUCCCAACCCCGCAGUACAGGAGCACGAUCUCGCGAAAGCAGUCCACGCAUGCCAAGACCAAGGUCAGAGGAAAUACCAUUGGAGGAUUUUCAGCAUUCGCGCAACAAUAGUCCUCAUUCGCGUAGUGGCUUAAGUCACCACUCUCCAUGCUCUCGUUCGCAUACACCUUCUCGUGUUUUACACCACGAUCAGUUGUCGACACACAGUGGCUCGCCCAGAGAGCCAACGCUGAUGUGCACGAAUGCACUGCUAAGCCAAAUAAAUGGCGGUGUCACCAUUGCACGGGAGGUAAUGCCUGCGCAAAGUUCCGAAGAGACAUCGUUUAUUGGUAACGAUAAUGAUAUCCCAGUGACAAGUACGGAAAGCAAGUGUAAGGUUCGAGGUACAAUUGAAACGGUUUGAACGAUUUUAGUAUUGCAAUGACGUUGUAACUUAAUGUGCUUAUUCAUUUAAGAAAUUAAUCGUCCCUAUAUAAUUUUGUUAUUCAAAUUAAUUGUACACUUAGUCCUCCUUAAACA
Drosophila busckii is the source of this 3589-nucleotide messenger RNA. RefSeq names its product protein CLEC16A homolog (gene ema). Gene Ontology annotation, cellular component: late endosome; endolysosome membrane. Lineage: Eukaryota; Metazoa; Arthropoda; Insecta; Diptera; Drosophilidae. Gene Ontology annotation, biological process: endosome to lysosome transport; regulation of autophagosome maturation; endosomal transport. The transcript is spliced from 12 exons. The coding region runs from base 300 to 3473 and encodes 1057 amino acids. The record is from RefSeq and is a predicted model, not a curated record.